This is a messenger RNA of Myotis lucifugus (little brown bat), 3235 nucleotides long. Its product is annotated as specifically androgen-regulated gene protein-like. Lineage: Eukaryota; Metazoa; Chordata; Mammalia; Chiroptera; Vespertilionidae. The record is from RefSeq and is a predicted model, not a curated record. The transcript has a single exon.
CGGGAGGCAGGGGAAGCAGGCUCUGUCCGCGUCUCCACCCUUUGAAAUAUAAGGGUAUUUUUUUCCUCUCUUCAGCCCCCCACCCAGUAAAGGCCCAGCUUGGGACAUUCUUCGAUUCUCUCCGCUUCCCCUCUGGGAGCCCCUUUCGCCGUCCUUGCACCUUGCUUCUGGCAAUGCCUGAGAGGGAGCUGUGGCCAGAGGGGCCUGGCUCAGAACCUGUGACCCGCCUCGGCAGCUGGGACAGCAUGACGAGCACCACCUCCACCCGCUCCGGAUCUACUGACAGCUAUGACUUCCUGUCCACUGAAGAGAAGGAGUGUUUGCUCUUCCUGGAGGAGACCACUGGCUCAUUGGACACUGAGGCUGACAGCGGACUGUCCACUGAGGAGUUUGAGCAAGACACAACUCCCCAAAGUCCCCGAGCACUGCCCCUACUCCAGCCUGCUCCCCAGGGACAUCCAGAGGACACCGUUGCUCAGCAAAGACCAGAGCCAAGGAGAGCAACCCAGUCCAGUUUCCCUCCUCUGCCUGAACCCCAAGGCCUGGGCUUCAGAUCUGGCUCCUACAGCCUCCCCCGCAAUAUCCACAUCAGUAGGAACCAGAACCUCAGGAAAAGCACCCCCCAGACGAGUAGCCACCUGCCAGGGGAACCCAACAGGGUCAUCCCAGACCCCAGGGAAGAGCAGCUCAGCCAGAGCAGGGAGCCCAGCCAGGCUCCGGCCGGGCUCCAGGAGGCCGUCCUUGAUUUGGACACAGCGCUCAUCCCCCCACCAGAGGCUUUCCAGGAAGCCCAGCCCGAGCAGCGUGGGGAAGACAGCCUGCCUACAGGGCCAGGGGAGAGGACCCCUGCGCCUUAGCUCCUCACGUCACUCAGCCCCCAGAAGAGAAAGGAGACUUCUUCAGAGGCCAUGUCCCAAAAAGCCAAUGAGAAAGGCUCUACGGGGGCACCAGGACAGCUUCGGCCUCUUCCUGCCAUGUCGUCUCAGAACGCCAGAGCUGCAGAUGCUUCCGUCCCACCAGGGCGGGAUCCAAAUGCCCAAGUGGCUCCCCUCACAGGGCCUAAGUCCCGGAAGCUGCCCGCUAAUAUUGUUCUCAAGAGCAGCCAAAGCCGUUUCCACAGCGACCCCCAGCCCUGGCUGUCCUGCCACCCUGAGGCUGCCCCCAGCGAUUCCGGCCUGCUCUCCUCUUCACUGCAGGAGCAGAGGAAAGCACGCAAGGAGGCUCUGGAGAAGCUGGGGCUACCCCUGGACCAAGAGAAGCCCAGCCCCCACUUAAGUAAGUCCCCCAGCUCCAUCAGACUCAAGGGGACUGGCGCUCAGGCCCCUGCCCCAGCCCCAGCAUCAGCUCCUGCCCUAGCUCAGCCUGCACCUCAGGUCUCAGCAGGGAAGGCAUUGGCUCCUGCUCCAACCCGGGGGCCUUCUCCAAUGAAAGCCCUGGCUCCAGCUCUAGCUCAGGGAUCGACUCCAGGCAAGGUUUUCAUUCCUGCCCAGGAACCCACUCCAGGGAAGGUUCCAGCUGCCAAGUCUAUGCCAAUCCCCAUCCCUAGGGCCCCAGGGGUAAGUAAUCCCCUGACACUGCAGGAGAGCAGCGUCCCUGGGCUGAGGCAGAUGAACUUCAAGUCCAACACUCUGGAGCAGUCAGGUGUGGGGCUGAGCAGCUACCUCUCAGCUGAGAAAGACCCCAGCUCCAAGGCCAGCACCUCUCUGGGAAAAGACUCCUUCUUGAACAAACUCUCACCCAAUGUCUUGCGUAAUUCCCGGCCCCGCCCCGCCUCCUUGGGCACUGGGAAGGACUUUGCAGGGAUUCAGGUGAGCAUGCUGGCUGACCACGAGCAGAGCUCCAAGCGCCUGUCUUACCAAGGACAGAGCCGAGACAAGCUGCCUCAACCCACUUGUGUCAGUGUCAAGAUUUCCCCCAAAGGCAUCCCUGAUGAGCACAGAAGGGAGGCUCUGAAGAAGCUGGGACUGUGGAAGGAGUAAAGUAGGCCCUGGCCACCAGCACUGCCCGCACAACCUCGUCCCUGCCUCCUGUCAUACAAGACGACACUCAGGGCUCCACCUAGGAGCCUUGUCCACCUCACUGCUCAGGGGCUGGGCAGGGGUAGGCUUCUUUCCGGUGCUCUGCUCUCCGAAGUGAAGAGGAGGGAGAGAUUGGAGUCCAAGCCUAUGCUCAGAUUCAGGGUGGUUGUGCCAAUGAGUACCUGAUGAUCAUCCUGAAUAUGAUUGAGAGAGAGAGAGAGAGAGAGAGAGAGAGAGAGAGAGAGAGUGUUAGGCUGUACAUAUCACUGAAACUAUUUAUAAGACACAAGGAGUCAUUGAGAAUUCUGCUCAUGUUGGAGAUUUUUGUACAUUGGGUAGAGUUCGGCCCAACCAGAACUGAGUGGAGAGGGGUGACCAAGCCUGAUUAAAAAAAAGUUAAAGGAGACCAUGGAUGUGCCAGUGCCACACAUGCAGCGUCACCUGAAAUGUGGGUCUUCCAGAAUUCCUGCGAUAGAUGGAGACGGGCUCAUACUUCACUCGAUCCCUCUCUCUGUUCUGGCCUGCUGGACAGGAGCCAAGAGGAGUUGGUCUGUCAUCUCUUCACCUGCUACCUUCUCACCAUCCCCGUCCCAAGGAUAGGACACGUUCCUGCAACUAAAAACUCUCGGUUGAUUGAGAGCAGCAGAGCUCUUGUUGGUCUGAGAAGGCAGGUUAAGUAGCCAAAGCGCACACCUCCGCUGGGGAGGGUCCUUGGCUGUGGACUUGAUAAAUUCACUAAAAAAUUGUGCGGUGGUCCCUGAUUCUGUGAUUUCUGCUCCUAUCUCAGUCUGCUCGUGACUGACCCCAGGCUGGGCCAACACUGAGAUGGGAACCCGAGACCAGAGGCUUCGGUACUUACAGUAGAACCGUCUCAGGCCUUGCCCACGCCAUUGCAAGUAGUUUUUACCUUCCUCAGUACCUACGGAAAAUCAACACAACACAUUCUCUGCCAGUUAUGCAUAGAAUAUCAGAGCUGGGAGGGGCCUUAGAGAUGCUCAAACUCAACCCUGUUGGAGAAGGGAAAUGACCCAUCCAUAGUCAAUGCCACUUAAUAGCCAAGCCGGGGCCAGAGCUGGGCUCCUGAUCCCAGUCCAGGCUGCAUGCUGCCUCCCCUCACACAGUACUUGUAUGCAUCCACACAGCACCUCACCGGACCUUCACAUCCUAAAGUGUCUUCUGAAAUAUCAGAGAUUAAAUGCUGUUCGUGUCAAAAAAAA